Magnolia sinica is the source of this 2685-nucleotide messenger RNA. Its product is annotated as putative pentatricopeptide repeat-containing protein At1g77010, mitochondrial. Bases 358 to 2400 code for a protein of 680 amino acids. The record is from RefSeq and is a predicted model, not a curated record. Gene Ontology annotation, biological process: RNA modification. The transcript has a single exon. Gene Ontology annotation, molecular function: protein binding; RNA binding. Lineage: Eukaryota; Viridiplantae; Streptophyta; Magnoliopsida; Magnoliales; Magnoliaceae.
GAGGCUUGGAUCUUCUUAUAAUUUCGGUUUACGUCCUAAAAUGAGAUUUAAAAACAGAUGGACGGUGUGGAUAUACAGAAAAUACAUCAACGUUGGCCCCACACGGUUAGGUUAACACCCACUAAGUUGUUAGCCGGGUAACUGCUAAUCCGCUCCCGAUAAGGUUUGGAUUUUCCGCCGGGAAUUUUAAACUUUAAAAAAAAGGAUAGCCGUUAGAUUAAAACGAAAGGUUGCCCUCUGCACUUGCUUUGCUUUUUUCAUCGGUACAGAAACCCCAAAACCAUUCUCAAAAUGAACUCAGAUGUAUUCAUUGGCAAAUCAUCUGCAGACCUCUGAAAUGAACCAUCUUUUUCUGUCAUGGCCCUGGACUUCCAUUCCUGUGCUAGCCUGCUGCGAUCGUGCAGGACCCACUGUUCGAUCCUGCAAGGGAAACAGAUCCACGUCAUCCUUUUCAAAACAGGCCUUGAUUCGGUUCUCUUCUUUGGGAACUGCCUUCUCCAAAUGUAUACAAGAUGCGGUGAUAUGAGUAAUGUGCGGCGCUUGUUUGACGAAAUGUCCCAGAGAAACAAAUUCACAUGGAAUGCAUUGCUUGAAGCCUAUUUGAAGGCAGGGGAUUACAAAGGCUCAAUCGAGCUGUUCAAUUCUAUGCCCCACAAGAACGUUUUCUCAUGGAAUGCUGUCAUCUCUGGAUUUGCAAAAUGCGGGAAUCUGGAGACUGCCAGACAGUUAUUUAAUGACAUGCCUAUGAGAAAUGCAACUGCUUGGAAUUCCAUGAUCCAUGGUUAUGUUCGUCAUGGGCGGCCUCAAGAAGCUUUAUGGUUGUUUAAGAGUUUGAAAUUGGAUUCCGUUGAAUCAUCGCAGAUUGAUAAUUUCAUAUUGGCAACGGCCAUUGGUGCCUGUGCCAAUUUGGAAGCUCUUGAUUGUGGCAAGCAAAUCCACACUCACAUAGUUGUUAGCAAAGUGGAAUUCGAUUCAGUUUUGGGCAGCUCCCUUGUCAACAUGUAUGGAAAAUGCAAGGAUUUAGAUAGUGCUAGUCAUGUUUUGAAUUUGAUGAAAGAACCCGAUGAGUUUUCUUUGUCGGCACUGAUCUCAGGCUAUGCAAAUUGUGGUAGAUUGAUUGAUGCACUUAGUGUCUUCCAUAGAAGAAACAAUCCAAGUGCUGUUUUAUGGAAUUCCAUGAUCGCUGGUUAUGUUGCUAAUAAUGACAGUGAAGAAGCAUUGCAGCUUUUCAAUAUGAUGAGGUUGGACGGAAUUCAGGCAGAUUCAUCAACCUUUGCCAGUGUUUUAAGUGCAUGUGCAAUCUUGUGUGCGCUUGAAGAUGGCAAGAAAAUACAUGCUUAUGCUUGCAAAGUUGGGAUUGCUAAUGAUAUGAUUGUCGCAAGCACUCUUGUUGACAUGUACUCCAAGUGUGGGAGUUCAGAUGAUGCUUGUAAUUUUUUCAGUGAGCUUGAAGAAUAUGACACUAUUUUGCUCAAUUCCAUGAUAUCUGUGUAUUCUAAUUGUGGGAGAAUCCAGGAUGCAAGAUGGGUCUUCAAUAUGAUGCCGCAAAGAAGCUUGAUUUCAUGGAAUUCGAUGAUUGUCGGUUAUAGUCAUAACAAUUGUGCCAUUGAAGCACUUGAUCUCUUCCGUGAAAUGCAUAGGCUGAAUUUGAGGAUGGACAAGGUUGGUCUGGCCAGUGUAAUCAGCACUUCUGCUAGCAUCUGUUCUCUCGGACUUGGAGAACAGAUCUUUGCUCAUGCUACCAUCAUCGGCCUUGAGUCUGAUCAGAUUAUCUCUACUUCACUUGUCAAUCUGUAUUGUAAAUGUGGUAAUGUCGAAGAUGGGCGAAGAGUGUUUGAUGAGAUGAGAAAAUUCAAUGAAGUUCCAUGGAAUUCAAUGUUAAUGGGUUAUGCUACAAAUGGAUACGGGAAAGAAGCGCUGAAACUAUUUGAAGACAUGAGAAAUGCAGGGGUGAGACCAAACGACAUCACUUUUGUGGGGGUCUUAUCAGGUUGCAGCCACUCUGGACUGGUGGAGGAAGGAUUGAGAUGGUUUCAUGCAAUGAAGAACAAUUACCAUAUCGACCCAAUGGUUGAACAUUACUCAUGCAUGAUUGAUCUAUUUGCUCGCGCAGGUUGCCUUGAGGAAGCAAUGGACUUCAUUGACAAAAUGCCGUUCAAAGCUGAUGUAAGCAUGUGGUCAUCGGUGCUGAGAGGAUGCAAGGCUUGUGGAAAUGAGUCACUCGGAAGAAAGGCUGCAGAGCAGCUUAUCAAGCUUGAUCCUGAGAACUCGGGUGCUUAUGUGCAGCUAUCUAACAUAUAUGCUGCUAGAGGGGAGUGGGAGAGAUCAGCGCUAGUUAGAAAUAUGAUGCUAGAAAGGAGAGUCAGAAAGAAACCCGGUUGCAGUUGGGUCGAUGAUUGAACAAGAAAAAUCAUUAUGAACUCAUGGCAACUCUCAUCGGGAGGCUUGUGUCCAUGCUUCUCCGUGAUUAAGGUGAAGCAAGACAUGCUUGGAAGCUGAAAUGCUUGAACCAUCCCCCAAGUUACUAUGGAGAAUUGACAUCAACCAUUAGAUUUACAGCGAGUUCAAUUCCAUUACUAGUUAAUAUCAAUAGACACAGCAAAAUUUUUCUUUCCAAUUUAAUGUAAGGUAGAAAAGAAUACAAACAAUCUCAGCUAAAGAUAGCACGACGUUUCGCUUCCCGCA